This is a messenger RNA of Stegastes partitus (bicolor damselfish), 9323 nucleotides long. It is a transcript of the gene agrn, whose product is annotated as agrin. Lineage: Eukaryota; Metazoa; Chordata; Actinopteri; Pomacentridae. The transcript has 36 exons. Bases 278 to 6535 code for a protein of 2085 amino acids. Gene Ontology annotation, biological process: receptor clustering. Gene Ontology annotation, molecular function: laminin binding; calcium ion binding. The record is from RefSeq and is a predicted model, not a curated record.
GAAAAAGCGAGGGGGAGAGCACAGAAGUGUGGCUGCAUUCCUGGAGAGAGAGAUCCCUGCCCCUUCCUCCGUCGUCCUCCUUGUUCCUCCUUCCCUCCUCGUCUCCAGCCGGCGGCGGCGCACAGAGGGAUUGUGAACCCGGGCUGCAGAUGCGAGGCUGAAAGACACGCGUAGGGAAGUUGUGGAGAGGAGGCUCGCUACGACGAUCACACGCAUCCGAACGAGUUUGGAGUUUGUUGUCGGAAUUUUAAUUCGAGGAAACUUUUUUUUGUCGGUCAUGGGUUCCCAGCGGACACUCCGCGCCGGCCGGACAGCGCUGCUCCUGGCCGGGCUGCUCGUCGCUCUGGGGCAGCUUUGCGCCGCAAGUUGCCCGGAGAAAGAUUUGGAGGACAGAGAGGAGGAAGCCAACAUAGUUCUGACCGGCACCGUGGACGAAAUAAUUAACAUGGACCCGGUGCACAACACCUACUCCUGCAAGGUGAGAGUGUGGCGCUACUUGAAAGGGAAGUCCAACGUGAAUCGUGAAAUUCUCCUGGAUGGCGGCAACAAGGUGAUGAUCGGUGGCUUUGGUAACCCCGGGAUCUGUGACAACCAGGUGGCGACGGGCGACACUCGCAUAUUCUUUCUCAACCCUGCCCCAGAGUCCAUGGGGCCCGAACACAAGAAUGAACUUAUGCUCAACUCAAGUCUGAUGAGGAUUACCCUACGCAACCUGGAGGAUGUGGAGCACUGUGUGGAAGACAAACCACCUCACUUCACACCGGCCCAGCCUCCUGAUGGCUGCAGAGGGAUGCUGUGUGGCUUUGGGGCUGUUUGUGAGCGCGAGCCGUCCGACCCGUCCAAGGCCGAGUGCGUUUGCAAGAGACUGGACUGUCCGUCCCUGGUGGCGCCUGUUUGCGGCUCAGAUUCGUCCACCUACUCCAACGAGUGUGAGCUGGAGAAAGCCCAGUGCAACACCCAGCGACGCAUCAAGGUGCUGCGCAAAGGACCCUGCUCUCUGAAGGACCCCUGCACCGAGGUGACCUGCAGCUACGGCAGCACCUGUGUCCAGUCUUCAGACGGCUUGUCGGCUAAAUGCAUGUGCCCCCUCGGCUGUGAGGGGAAGCCUGAGCAGACAGUGUGUGGCAGUGAUGGAAAGGACUACCCCAAUGAGUGUGAGCUCCAUCAGCACGCCUGCAAGAACCAGAAGAACAUCCGCGUGCAGUACCAAGGACACUGCGACCCCUGUAAAGACAGUGAAAACAGCCUGAACAUCGUGUGCCGGGUGGAGGCUCUCACCCGCCAGCCCCUCAUCUUUGGCCCGCCGGACUCUUGCCCCCCAGAAGAUGAGCCUCUGUGUGCCAGCGACGGCCAGACCUACCCCAGCGAGUGCGUCAUGACGGCGACAGGCAUCCAGAAAGGCAUCAAGCUCAAGAAGAUACACGCGGGACAGUGCAGAAGGCUGGAGGAGUGCAAGGAGGAGUGUCUCUUCAACGCCGUGUGUCUGGUGGAGCAGCUGAACGCCCGCUGCUCCUGCGAUCCCAUCGAGUGCGACGGCACCUACAAGCCCGUGUGCGGCAAGGACGGCCACACCUACACCAACGAAUGUGUGCGACGCAAGGCGGAGUGUCUGAGCAGGACCCUCAUCCCCGUCAAGCAUCCAGGGCCCUGUGAUCUCCACGUACCCAGCCCCUGUUUGGAUAAGGAGUGCGACCACGGGGCAGUGUGCGUGGUCAAGAACAAUGAGCCGGUGUGCGAGUGCCCCGAGGCCUGUCCGCAAACAUCCGACCCCGUGUGCGGAUCUGACGGCCACAGUUACGGCAGCCCGUGUGAGAUGCGAGCAAUGGGUUGCGCCCUGCAGAAGGCCAUCCACAUCCAACACAAAGGACCCUGUGAUGAAACUUGUGCCAACUGCUCUUUCGGGGCGAUCUGCGAUGCCCAGAGCGGACAGUGUGUGUGUCCGUCCGAGUGUGUGGAGUCCCACCAGCCUGUGUGUGGCAACGAUGGCACCACCUACACCAGUGAGUGCGAGCUGCACGUGCGGGCCUGCACACAACAGGUGGAGCUCCGAGUGGUCAACCAAGGAGAGUGCAAAACAUGCGGCAGCACUGUGUGUGCCUGGGGCGCCAGGUGUGUCCAGAAUAAGUGUGAGUGCCCGCAGUGCUCAGACGAGGCCCACUCCCCGGUGUGUGGAAGUGAUGGCACCACCUAUGACAACGAGUGUGAACUCCGCGUGUCCUCCUGCAUGCAAAAGAGGAGAAUUGAUGUGGCAAAGCCCGGCAGCUGUGAUGAAGACUGUGGCUCAGGAGGCUCAGGCUCAGGUGCAGAGAGCUGUGAACAGGACCGCUGUCGCAUGUUUGGAGGCUCGUGGGACGAGGAUGCAGAGGACGACCGCUGCGUCUGCGACUUCACCUGCCAGAGUGUACCUCACAACCAGAUCUGUGGCUCAGAUGGAAAAAACUACAGCAACGAGUGCGAGCUGAAAAAGGCCAGAUGUGAGAAACAAGAGCACUUGUUGAUUCAGAAUCAGGGACCCUGCACAGCGAACUCAGCCAUCUCCCUGCCGGAGCUGACGGCGCCCCAGCACUGCAGCCUGUCUGUGUACGGCUGCUGCUCCGACAACGUGACGGCUGCCUUAGGAGUUGGACUGGCCGGAUGUCCCAGUACCUGCCAGUGUAACCUCUACGGCUCCUACAAGGGGACGUGUGACCCCACCACUGGCCAGUGCUCCUGUAAGCCGGGCGUCGGCGGGCAGAAGUGUGACCGCUGUGAACCGGGCUUCUGGAAUUUCCGAGGCAUUGUGACGGAGAAUAUGAGCGGCUGCACACCAUGUAACUGCGACGCCACAGGCUCGGUGCGGGAUGACUGCGAGCAGAUGUCGGGUUUGUGCUCCUGCAAGACGGGAGUGAAGGGCAUGAAGUGCAACGUGUGUCCAGAUGGAAGCAAGAUGGGCAUGAAUGGCUGCGACAAAGGUCCUGAAGCUCCGACAUCGUGUGACGAGGUAGAGUGUAGUUUUGGAGCCUCCUGCAUUGAGGAGAACGGCCAGGCCCACUGUGAGUGUCCCUCACCUGACUGUGACCUGAAAAACAAAACUAAGGUGUGCGGCUCAGAUGGGGUGACCUAUGCCGACCAGUGCCAGCUGAGGACCAUAGCCUGUAGGCAGGACAAGGACAUCACAGUCCAGCAUUUUGGACAGUGCACAGAAACCAUCUCCGAGCCGGCAGACCGACCCACCCCCAACCCACCCGCCACAACCCCCAGCUCAACCGUUGCCGCCACCAUCACCACCGCCGCCCCCCUCCACCCUAACAUGGUGUGGGCCAUCCCGCCUCCAAGGACCGCCCCGACAGAGACCAUCGACCAGCCUCCGGCCACCACCCCCUUUAUCACCCUCAUCGACAACCAAGCAAAUUCACGCCACCCCAUUCACGCCCAGCCUCAGGCGCCGCAGCCCACCGCUGCCGCCGCCACCACCCCCUCCGCUCGCAGCAGUCCCGCCCCCUCCGCUGCCGUAGCCUCUUUCGAGGGCUCGGGCAGCGGGGAGCCGAGCGGGGACGACCAGGCCGAAGAAGAGGAGGAGCAGGAGGAAGAAGCGGGUAGUGGCGUCCCCCCUGAGGCCAGUGGGGCAGCGGAGCCCGUCGAUCCCAUGUUGGCCGCCACCACCAUACCCACAGCCGAGGACAGGUCAUCCUGCGACAACACAGAGUUCGGCUGCUGUCCCGACGGCAAGACUCCGUCCAGCACUCCAGAGGGCGCCAACUGCCCCUCCACCAUGCGCUUCAGUGGUUUCCUACAUCUGGACGAGGUGGAGGGCCAGGAGAUUAUCUACACACCAGAGAUGGAGGAUCCCAAGUCAGAGCUGUUCGGAGAGACGGCCCGCAGCAUCGAGAGCGCUCUCAAUGAAUUGUUCAGGAAAUCGGAGGUGCGCAAAGACUUCAUGAGCGUCCGUGUCCGCAACCUGGCGCCCAGCAACUCCAUCCUGGCCUUCGUGGAGGCCCACUUCAAACCAGACACGAGGUACACCGUGGAGGACACCGUGGGGGCCCUGCUGAAACAGUUAAAGGCCUCCAAAGACACCAGCAUCUCCGUGAAGAAGCCGGAGGACGAGAAUAUUCGCUUCACCAAUUAUGGCCUGUCCUCCAUCCCCAUCUUCACCACCACCACCAUGACGACCACAGCGUCGGUGACCACGGCGGCCCCCACCACCACCACCACCACCACCACCACCAGGUCUCCGCCCACCUCCCCUUACAUCACACGCCGCCCACCGGGCACCACUCGCAGGCCCUUCAGCAGCAGACGCACCACCACCACCUCAGCACCGGCCACCACGCCCCGCCACACCACUGCAGCUGCCACUACGACCGCGCUGCCUCCAGCCACGACCAUCGCACACGUCAGAGGCAGAACUCACCACAAGGCCCAGAAGCCCUGCGACUCCCACCCCUGCCUCCACGGGGGCACCUGCGAGGACGACGGCAGCGACUUCAGCUGCAGGUGCCCCGCCGGCCGAGGAGGCUCCGUGUGUGAGAAGGUGAUCAAAUACUUCAUCCCAUCGUUCGGAGGCCAGUCCUACUUGGCCUUCCAGACCAUGAGCGCCUACCACACGGUCCGCAUCGCCAUGGAGUUCAGGGCGUCGGAGAUGACUGGCAUCCUGCUCUACAACGGCCAGGACGGCAAGAAGGACUUCAUCUCUCUGGCUCUGGUCAACGGCAGGGUGGAGCUCAGGUUUAACACAGGUUCUGGCACCGGCACAGUGAUCAGCAAAGUUCAAGUGAGUCAGGGCCGCUGGCAUCAGCUUGUGGUGACUCGCAAUCGGCGAAACGCCAUGCUCAGCGUGGACAACGAGCCCCACAUCGAGGGCGAGAGUCCCCGCGGCACAGACGGCCUCAACCUGGACACCCACCUGUUCAUCGGAGGAGUGCCGGAGGAGAUGAAGCAGGAUGUCAGGGAAAGGACGGCGGUGGCCACGGGUCUGGUCGGCUGCAUCCGCCUCCUGGACGUCAACAACCGGGUGCUGAACCUGCAGGAGACCGGCGGCGACAGUCUGUACGGCAGCGGAGUGGGUGAAUGUGGAAACAACCCCUGCCAGCCAAAUCCCUGCAAGAACGGCGCCGCGUGCCAGGUCAAGGAAGCUGAGAUGUUCCACUGCAAGUGCAGCAAAGGAUUCUGGGGUCCGACAUGUGCUGACGUCCACGAUCCAUGCGAGCCCAACAGGUGCCAUCCGUCUUCCCAGUGCCAGGCGCUGCCCGAGGGAGGCUACAAGUGCGAGUGUCCCAUGGGACGUGAAGGGAGGCACUGUGAGAAAGUGGCUGAGAGGAGAGGGGCUUACAUGCCACUGUUCAACGGAGACUCCUACCUGGAGCUGAAGGGUCUCCAUCUCUACGGGCACGAUCUGCGUCAAAAGGUCAGCAUGAAAGUGGUGCUCAUGGCCAACGACUCCAACGGGCUGAUCUUCUAUAACGGCCAAAAAUCGGACGGAAAAGGAGACUUCAUCUCUCUGUCUCUGAAUGAGGGCAUCCUGGAGUUUCGCUACGACCUGGGAAAGGGCCCAGCUACCAUCAGGAGUAAGGAGGCCAUCCAGCUGAACGUGUGGAACACCAUCGACCUGGAGCGCUCCAACCGCAAAGGAGAGAUCAUGGUGAACAAGAAGGACCCCGUUCGAGGAGAGGCACCAAACACGCACGUAGAUCUUAACCUCAAAGAGUCUCUUUUUGUUGGUGGAGCUCCCGAUUACAGCCGACUAGCGCGAGUGGCUGCGCUCACAGAGGGCUUCAAGGGAACAAUCCAAAAGAUCAUUCUGAUGGGUACACCCAUCCUCAGGGAGGAGAAUGCAUUGCGCUCCAGCAACGUAGCCAUGUUCCAGGACCACCCGUGUUCCCAGGAGCCCUGCCACAAUGGCGGCCGAUGCAACCCCCAGCUGGACAACUAUGAGUGUGUCUGCCUCAGCGGUUUCUCAGGGGGACACUGUCAGAACACCAUCUACGAGAAGUCCGCUGGAGAGACCGAGGCCAUCGCCUUCGACGGGCGGACGUUCAUUGAGUACCACAACGCCGUUACAAAGAGUGAGAAGGCUCUGCUGGUGAACAAAUUCGAGCUGAGCAUCCGGACCGAGUCGACCCAGGGCCUGGUGCUGUGGAGCGGGAAGGGCGUGGAGCGCUCAGACUACAUCGCCCUGGCCAUCGUGGAUGGACACGUCCAAAUGACAUACGACUUGGGCUCCAAGCCCGUGGUGCUGCGCUCCUCGGUGCGCGUCGACACUAACCGCUGGAUACGCAUCAAGGCCAGCAGAGCACUUCGAGACGGCUCUCUGCAGGUUGGCAAUGAGGCAGCAGUAACAGGGUCAUCGCCUUUGGCAGCAACACAGCUGGACACAGACGGAGCGCUGUGGUUGGGUGGUCUGGAGGAGCUGGCGGUGGCCCGUCGGCUGCCCAAGGCCUACAGCACUGGCUUUGUUGGCUGCAUCAAGGACGUGGUGGUGGACGGCGUGGAUCUCCACCUGGUGGAGGACGCCUUAAACAGCCCCAAGAUACUACACUGUUCUGCUGCCAAAUAGCCUGGCAGAGACAAAAUACUGCAAGAAACAACAACAACAACAACAACAAAAAAAAAGAACCCCUUCCAUCCGCUCCCUCCAUAGCGCCCAUGUUUCCUGCUGUAAUUAUUUUCUAUUUUUGUAUACUUUUCAUCGCUUUUUAUAUGGAAAGAAAAUGAAUAUGUUGUUUUAAUUUUUGUUUUAUAUAUUUUGCUGUUUUUUUUUUUUGUUUUUUAAUCUGCACCUCCGUUCACAGAACACAGUUUCUUUCCCUUCAUGGCCCUUCAAGUUUUUUUUUUUUUUUUAAGGCAUCUUUGUGAAAAAAAGAUAUUUUAUUUUUUGUCAAUUGUGUUGUUUUAAAACAAACACCAAGUUUUAAAAAAAAAAGAAAUCCAUCAACCUGCCAUCUUUCCUUACUCAUUACUUGAACACAGUGGACCUCGCUGAUGAUCUCUGGUUACUGCCUUGUCUUGGUGCCAUAUCUAUCGCCCACAUUCCCCAAGCAUGGCCCAUACAUACUGAAACAUGGCAUACAUUCCCUCAUGAGAACUGGACGCAGUACAAGUUGUAGCCGCUGUGUGCAGUUCUGUGAUCCUGCAGCCAGCUGGUGUCUACAGUCAGGAAACUCUGUAUUCAGCCCGCUGUAUUUUCCUAAUGGGACUUUAUAGAUAUCAGUCAAGCUGCUACAGUGAGAAAGUACACAGUCGAAACUGCUCGAUCAACCCCAUCUCACAGCACCAAAAGAGAAAAAAAAAACCUCUCUGACUCCCAUCAGAGCCUUUAGUUUUGAAAUAUGACUCACUAACACUGCAACCCGACGCGAUGGGAGCGAGAGCGCUGCGUUCCACAAUGACUCGCAUAUCAUUAGUCAUCGGUCAAGACAUGAAUCAUAGACAUUGAUAAAUGUUAUAAAUAUAGAGUAUAUAAAUAAUACCUGAGACUGUGAAUAUGUACGAUGGGUUCUCUUUGGAGAAUUGUGCUUCUCAUGUACUGUUGUGCGUUCUGUUCUACAAUCAGCAGAUGAACUAAUGACCACUAUAAAUGCAUGCACUUCUGCAGUGUUGGUUUGAAUCUGGUUUUUCUUUGUUUGUUUUUUUUGUUUUUUUAAUUCCCAUUUAGUACCAAACAAAUUCUAUUUUUAAAAAUGUCACUGUUUUGGGCUCUUUUUGCAUUGAUUCAAUCGAGGUUCCUUCUUUUCUCUUAUUUCCACGGAUUUCAGAAAGAGUUGAGAUUUAUGUUUGUUCAUUCCCUGUAUGCGUCUGUUGUUGUUUUUUUUCUUGGGAGCAGUUAGUUUUGCAGGACCUUGAGUAGUGCGCAAGGGAAGAGUUGUUACCAUGUCUGACCUUAAGGAGGUGCUGAAAGCAAAGACUGAAGAACUGGCAGGACAGCAAAGAGGCAAGGAGCGUUCUCUUGACUCCUGGGAACGUCCUGUCAGACAACAGUCAGUCGUCAACACAAACACUAAAAGCUUAAAAAAAAAAAAACUCUACCUGAGACUUAAUUUCAUUUUGCAUUUCACCCAGGAGCAUUCCUGGAGCUAUCUACUUUUGGGCUGUUGAGUGAGAGAGAGAGAGAGAGAGAGACUGUGAUGUUCUUAUGACCUUCUGAAGCCAUAACAGCCGCAAAAACUGGGAAAAGAUGCGUAAUCCUACACUACUUGCAAGUUAACAUAGCAGCGCAUGGGUUUCUACGACUAGUGUGUGACGUUCAGUGAACUGUUGCAGCGGGAGGCGUCUUUUCUGAGCCACAAUAAGCUGGGAUGGCUGACUUAAAGACUUUUGUUUUGAUACGAGAACCUUGGCAAUAUUCUACGGCAAAGUCAUGCCUGUUCGUGGUCGAGUAUCAAAUGGUCUUGUACUAUUUUUUAUUUUUUUUUCCUUUCAUAAGUUCUUAAUUAUGUUUCCCUCCUUAAAUCAUCGAGCAAUCUGUUUUUGUACAGCCCUGCAAUUUUCAAGUGUAAAUCUAGCAAAUGUGUGAUCUGUGGAGGUUUAUGUUUUUAGUAAUAUACACUGGAGCCAUGUCUGACUUGUCUGUUCACCCAUUUAUAUACUUCUGUACAUGGGGGAGGGAUUCCAUUCAAUUAAAGGAACUUUAUUUGCCCCGCUCAGGGCAGUUUCACAAAGCCCUGAAGCUACUACUAUGCUAGGCGUGGAUCUCGGCGCCAGACCAGGAAGCCUACGUCUGGUGUCUCCUAAAUUCCAACACUUACUCUGUUAACUUGUGACUGGUCUUAUUUUUAACACACUGUUCUUUGAAUUUGAUCAAUUCUGGUGGUUACACGCGAAUAAGAAGAGAAUCCUGUGAACUUGGUUGGAGUCAUGAACAAUAAAGACAACUGCAGUCUAUGGUUUGGGUGGAAACUAUGAAUUGCCUUAAAACUGGUCGCCUGGACUGUGAGCAGGUGACAAAGACGUCAUCCAUGUAACUGUUUCCUUACUUUAGCCAGUGUAUUAGCCUCAUCCCCAAAUGUAAAUGAGUAAUACAUAAUAAUAAUAACUAUAUUAGUAAUAAUGCUCAUACACAAAAAAAAAAUAUCCCAGAGGGCCUCUGCAAAUGUCCCAUCUGGCUUUUUACGAAAAAAAAAUAAUCUUCUAUUUACUGUUUUUUGAAUCUAUUUUCUGUUCCUUAUUUAUGUCUACAUGUGGAUUACCCUCCAUGUCUGGCCUCUGUAAACUACUGUCUGACUGCGCCAACCUCGUUAAAGGGCAGUGCACCAAGUAAGAGUGGCAUGACCUGAACAUUACUAACUUUAUGACCUUUGUCUUGUGUUCCUACCACCAUGAAAUAAAAUGUCAACCAAAUAAUGGAG